Leishmania braziliensis MHOM/BR/75/M2904 is the source of this 879-nucleotide messenger RNA. Its product is annotated as putative prohibitin. The transcript has a single exon. The coding region runs from base 1 to 879 and encodes 292 amino acids. The record is from RefSeq and is a predicted model, not a curated record. Gene Ontology annotation, biological process: mitochondrion organization. NCBI's taxonomy places the organism in Eukaryota, Euglenozoa, Kinetoplastea, Trypanosomatida, Trypanosomatidae. Gene Ontology annotation, cellular component: membrane; mitochondrion.
AUGGCGGCUGAGGCGCGGAAGAAGAUGAAUGCGUACGGUGGCUUUGGCAAUAUCGUUGGCAUGUCGGCCCUGGUUGGUGUCGGCUGUGUCUCCAUCUAUGCCCUCUACAAGUCUGUCUUCUUUGUGCCCGGCGGCUUCCGCGCCGUUAAAUUCAACAGCAUCACCGGCCUUUACAACCGCACCUACGGUGAAGGUGCCAACUUCGCGAUUCCGUUUUUAGAAACGCCUGUCGUCUUUGAUAUCCGCAACAAGCCUAUUGAAGUGCCUACGGCGAGCGGCAGCCGUGAUUUGCAGACGGUGAACAUGGCGGUGCGUGUGCUUUACCAACCCAACGUCGAGAAUCUGCACCAUAUUUACCGCCAUAUCGGCAUCAACUACGCUGAGACAGUUUUGCCCUCGCUCAUUAAUGAGAUCAUUCGCGCUGUUAUUGCGCAAUUUAACGCCUCUGACCUUCUCAUCAAGCGUCCUGAAGUGAGUCACCGCAUCGGUGUCAUGUUAGCUGAGAGGGCGAAGCGCUUCAACAUUGACAUCACUGACGUCUCGAUCACUCAGAUGAGCUUUGGAAAGGAGUACACUAACGCUGUGGAGGCAAAGCAGGUGGCGCAGCAGAUGGCUGAGCGGGCCAAGUUCCGAGUGGAGCAGGCAGAGCAAGAGAAGCAGGCGGCCAUUCUGCUGGCACAGGGUGAGGCUGAGGCCGCUACACUCGUUGGUAACGCAGUAAAGCGCAACCCCGCCUUCCUGGAGCUACGUGGGCUGGAGGCGGCUCGCACGAUUGCCAAAACGCUGCGUGAUCACGGCAACGGUCGCUACUAUCUCGAUAGUGACUCUCUUUAUGUCAACGUCAAGGACCUGAAAAUAGAUCAUUCCGGGACGAAGUAA